AUGCUGGGAUACUUCCCCAGUGGAAUGCAGCCAUAUGUGCAAAAUGGAUUUUCUGGUGAAGCAAUCUCAUUAUUCAAUGCCAUGAAAGAUAGAGGGUUCAAUCCGGAUAAGAUCACAUUGAUCGGAAUUCUCUCCGCAUGUGCCUCAAUGGGCGCCCUAGAUUUUGGGAGGUGGGUUGAUGCAUAUGCAUCAGAAAUAGGCUUACAGCAUGAUAUCUAUGUUGCUACUGCCUUAAUUGAUAUGUAUGCAAAGUGUGGGAGUGUGGACAGUGCAUUUAGAGUUUUUGAUAAUAUGACACAAAAAAAUGAGGUGUCAUGGAAUGCAAUGAUUUCAGCCCUUGCUUUUCAUGGGCGGGUCCAAGAGGCGUUAUCGCUUUUUAAGUGCAUGUCAGAGGAGGGGGGGAUUCUCAGGCCAAAUGAUGUCACUUUUGUUGGAGUUCUUUCUGCAUGUGUGCAUGCCGGAUUAGUUGAUGAAGGCCGCCGUUUGUUUGAACUAAUGAGCUCGUCAUAUGGACUGGUUCCGAAAAUUGAGCAUUACUCUUGCAUGGUUGAUUUGUUGGCACGUGCAGGACAGGUAUAUGAAGCAUGGGACUUUAUUGAGAAGAUGUCUGAAAAACCAGAUGAAGUUAUGUUAGGUUCAUUGCUUGGUGCUUGUCAGAAACUCAGAAACAUAGAUGUUGGUGAACGGGUUAUGCAGCUUCUUCUGGCAGUGGAGCCUUCAAAUUCUGGUAAUUAUAUAAUUUCUUCAAAGAUUUAUGCAAAUAUGAAAAGGUGGGACGAUUCAGCUAGGAUGAGAUUGUUAAUGAGACAGAAAGGUGUCACGAAAACUCCAGGUUGUAGCUGGAUUGAGGUGGAUGCUGAGGUUCAUGAAUUUCAUGCUGGUGACUCUUUACAUCAUGAUUCACUAGCGAUUUGCCAAUUGCUUAACAUGCUAUAUGAGGAAAUGAAGAUGGAAGGUUAUAUUCCGAAUGUUUAUCUUUUAUAGUGAGGCAAAGAUUGAGAAACUUGUCAAACUUACCAACUACCAAGCUUCCCAUUGCAUUUUUCUCAGCUUGGAUAACUACAGAAGAAGGAUGUUUAAUGGAAGAAAUAUAUAUGGCAAUGAUGCUGUUUUGACUUUAUUUGCUCAGUGAGGUGAAUGAUCUGACUUGAGGGUACAGAGUUACACUAUGGCUGCUGAUGUCACGUCUUCACAGUCAAGAUGCUUGCAUGUCAUGUUCUGAUGCUGCUUUAAGAAAUGCUUUCAGGACUCAUGCUGCAAAUACAACCAAGCAAAAUUGCUGCAGACACUAGAGUCACUUCGGUUGGUCAUUCACUUGCUUCUCUGGAGUCAUUGAUGCCACUUUUCCCUCUUGAGGGACCUCAGCCACGGGGAUGGUUAUCGGCAAUGCUCUCAGUGGUUUUCCUCAUGUAACUGAUAAAACAAUGCAGAGUGACAGUGGUUGGGUCAUGAAAGAAUUGUCACUGAGGUGAUUGUCAGUGAGAGGGUUGGCAGCUCAAUGAGAAUCAGAAAGUUUCUACCCGUGGGGAAACUAGUUGACACUCAGAAGUUGGUGAUCAAAUUGUUGAGGCAGGUGAGCCAUUCUGACUUCCUUUGAUGGACAAGCAAAGGAAAAUGAAAAGCUGGACCAAGCUAGACGGUUUGGAAAUCCCUUUGGCGUUUUAUCAUUCCUUAUUGGUUCCAUUUUUUAUCUCUUGUCUUCUGGUCAGUACACAUUUGGUUAGUCGAACUUGGUAGCAAAUGUAGUUCAAGUGGCAUUACUCGUAUGAAUUGCCAAACAGCAUUCAAGAAUAUCCUGCCCAAAUAGCAAUGCCAAAAUGCAUAAAGCAGUUAGAACAUGUCUCAGGUUAGUUCACAUUCUUAGGUAAAAGUUCAGAAAAGAAUUAAGGAGAAAUACUGUUGCUACCUUUUGCUGAUUGAUAUACAUACAAAACAACCUCCGAGUUUUUGGAAAUAUU
Messenger RNA from Ilex paraguariensis (yerba mate), 1958 nucleotides. NCBI's taxonomy places the organism in Eukaryota, Viridiplantae, Streptophyta, Magnoliopsida, Aquifoliales, Aquifoliaceae. The record is from the annotation of a GenBank genome assembly.